AUGGCUGAAGCUAGGAGAGAGAUUGUCAAUGCCUUGCACCUCCACAGAUCAACAUCCUCAUCGACAUCUUGUGGUACAAGGUGGGGACCUACCAUGGUUGCAAACACCUGCAACAUUGUAGUGAAUAAGCCACCCAUUGCUAGCUCUCAGCAGUACUACCCAUUAUUGGACUCUUUGUCUCUCCCUGCAGUUCCACCUACAUGGUCUACAACUGCACCUUCACUACUUCCUACAAUAACACCACCUCCUAUGGAAUCCCUAGAAUUUGAGUGGCCGAAAAAUCUGUCUUCUUCCUAUGCUUGGUGGCUAGGGUUUCUGAAAACCAUUGAUGGUAAGAUCAGUACUCAAGUGUCUAAAUGCCCAUAUGGAGAAAAUAUUGUGGUGUCAGAUUCUAGGGUUCUAGGGCAGUUCCCAGGAGGUUCAACAGAACUUGGUGAUCAGCCGCCAUCUUUGGAUGCAAAUGGUCCGAAUCCAUCCCCGGAUGAUUGGUUGACUGUCCCAACGGCUGAAGAUCAAGGAGAGUCGACACACAGUACUCUCUCUCCCUCUUUGAUUGGAGCUGUGAUUAGGAGAAGGCAGUGGAAGGCAGUGAAGGUGGUCUGCUCUUCUUCUCCAGUCCAGACGACGCACAAGCAUAACCAGCAACUCCUCAACUUAGCUCUCGAACUCUCCAGUCCAGACGCACAAGCAUUUGAUUUCAGUUUUAAUACUGGAGGUGAGAAAUCGACAGUGAAGCCACAAGCCCCGAUCAAACUCGAAGCGGUCUUCCUCUUUCUCUCAGACCAUCGAGAAAGAGCAAAGCAUGACUAUGAACAACUGAAGAAAAUUGUUAAUGAAUUGCGGGCAUCUGAGCAGAAUGGGGAAGGGGAUGGUGUCUCCUGCUGGUUCUGCGCCUCUUCUACUGUUUCUGCUUGGGCUUCUGGUUCUCUUGUGUUUCCUCUGUUUCCAUUGGAUGCCAUUCAAGGCAAAGCUGCUGCAUCAUCAGGAACAACACCAUUAGGAGAGGAGGAGUUAUCUUUCUUGGGCGAUCCUCUCUCUGCCCCCUCCCAACUGGGGGCUCUCUUCUGGCAUGCUCCUGGGGAUGUUUCUACUGUUUUUGCCUGCCCUCAGCUACCCCGCUUGUUGCUGCCUGCCUCGCCUGGUUCCAGCUGA
Messenger RNA from Ilex paraguariensis (yerba mate), 1152 nucleotides. Lineage: Eukaryota; Viridiplantae; Streptophyta; Magnoliopsida; Aquifoliales; Aquifoliaceae. The record is from the annotation of a GenBank genome assembly.